This is a messenger RNA of Sabethes cyaneus, 3902 nucleotides long. RefSeq names its product striatin-3 (gene Cka). The coding region runs from base 346 to 2613 and encodes 755 amino acids. The transcript is spliced from 7 exons. Lineage: Eukaryota; Metazoa; Arthropoda; Insecta; Diptera; Culicidae. The record is from RefSeq and is a predicted model, not a curated record. Gene Ontology annotation, molecular function: protein binding.
AAAAGUUCGCUCCUCGUUGAAGACUUCCGCGAGAAAGUUUUUUUUUAUUCAUAUUUGCUAUGUGAUGUGCGAUUUUUGACAAAAGUUUAAGAAAAAGCAUAUAAUUGUCUAUGCCAGCGUUACAGAAAAUAUCGAAAUCAAUUCUCCAAUAUGAAAAUAUCCAAACGCUGCCGCCGUUAAUUGAAGUUAAAAAUUUGUGCAAUUGCUGAUUAAGGAGCGAUGACUGAAGAGGCCCUGUGAACUGUGAAUGAAAAAUUAGUUUUAUCCACCAAGGAGAGCUAAAACUUUGCGCGGCAUUCGAAUCCAAAAUUCUUCAGUUUCGUCACGGUAAAUGGUGGACAUGUCAUGAGAAUUAACAGAAUUGAAGAUAGAAUGGAUGAAAAUAGUUCGCUGAACCACCAGAAUGGUGCUGGUGGCCAGCUGAGUGGAAUUGGCGGCACCGGAGCUGGUGGCAUGCAAAGCGGCGGCGUUGGCCUUGGUGGAAUGGUCAAUAAUUCGGCCAGCGGUAUGAACAACAACAACAAACCUGUCGGGCUCGGUGGGACAGGUGGUGGCGGUAGCGGGCAGGAUGAUCAAAACAAUAAGGCAGCACCUACCCAGUACUCAAUUCCUGGUAUUCUGCAUUUUAUUCAACACGAAUGGGCCCGGUUCGAACUAGAACGGUCGCAGUGGGAUGUCGAUCGGGCCGAAUUACAGGCAAAAAUAGCAGUACUUUUAGGGGAACGAAAAGGUCAGGAAUCUCUCAAAUCCGACCUCAUUAGGCGUAUAAAAAUGUUGGAAUAUGCACUGAAACAAGAAAGGGCAAAAUUUCAUCGGUUAAAAUAUGGUGUCGAUCCACCUAUGAACGAUAUUAAACCUCCUUCGGAUGAGCCAGGGAUUGGCACAGAGGUCGCACCAGAUCCGGAAGUACCGUACAGUUCUGUGUCGAAUAUAACAUGGCGGCAAGGCAGACAACUACUUCGUCAAUAUUUGCAGGAGAUCGGAUAUACCGAAACAAUCCUUGACAUUCGUUCGACCCGGGUCCGCUCGUUACUGGGGCUGAACAACAACAGCGAACAAGAGGAGAAUGUAAAUCCGAAUAUCAACGGCGGGACCGAAAACAACAAACGUGCUAGUGAGUCACAAGGUCGCCGGACACCGGCGAAAAAAUCCCAACCGUCAUCAAUGACUGAAGCAAUGAUCAUGGACUCUGAAGCAGCAGUUAUAGCAAAUUUUGAAUUCCUGGCUCAAGCAGAUGCCGAGAUGUCCGACGAAGAUGACUUGUCGGAUGAACUUGGUGGCGAGAAUGAGGAAACGGAUAUGAAAACGACAAAGCGAAAAGCCAAAGGUGUUACUAUGAAUGAAGACGACGUCGAUGCUGAAGCGGACGAAGUAAUCAAUGAAUUGAAUCUGUUAACAGAAGGUGAGGACAACAAUUUGACUGAAAGCAGAAAAAUUGACGGAGGGGAUUUAUUUGUUGGCUACAAUAAACCCGCCAUACCUCGUCAUCCAUCGAUACCUGGUAUUACUAACGACGAGGAAGUGGAUUCAUCGCUUGGGCUGGGUGAAUUGGCACAGUUAACAGUCAACAAUGAAGCUGAAUCGACGUACGAAGUUUCUAACGCGAAGGAACCAUACCGUAAAACUUGGAAUGCCAAGUACACUCUCCGGUCUCAUUUCGACGGGGUUCGUGCUUUGGCCUUCCAUCCACAGGAACCAGUUCUGAUAACUGCCUCUGAAGAUCACACACUUAAGUUGUGGAAUUUACAGAAAACCGUGCCAGCCAAAAAGUCAGCUAGUCUCGAUGUGGAACCUCUCUACACGUUUCGUUCACAUAACGGCCCGGUCCUAUGUCUAGCAAUGUCGGCGACCGGGGAACAGUGCUACUCAGGUGGCCUAGAUGGCGCCAUCAAUUGUUGGAAUUUACCGAACUCCAACAUAGACCCGUACGAUAGCUAUGACCCAGAAGUCAUGAAAUGUACGCUGGACGGACACACAAAUGCCGUAUGGGGUUUGGCAGUAAAUCACACAAAGAACAGCCUUGUAUCGUGCUCCGCUGAUGGCACCGUAAAGUUAUGGUCACCGUCUGGAAAGAUUCCACAACUAAAUACGACGUUCACCUCCGAAACCGAAGGCACCCCAACGUCAGUUGACUUCGUACGAGAUCAAACAGACAGAAUCGUGGUUGCCUACAGCAGUACUCACUGUAUCAUAUAUGAUACAGAAACUGGACGACAGGUAGUUAAACUGGAAGCCAGUCAAGAAAUGACCGGAAAUGUAGGGAAACACAUCAACAAAGUGGUCAGCCAUCCUACGUUACCGAUAACAAUUACAGCCCAUGAAGAUCGACACAUUCGCUUUUGGGACAACACAACCGGUUCACUGAUACAUUCAAUGGUAGCUCAUCUCGAUGCUGUCACCAGUCUAGCUAUCGACGCUCAUGGGUUGUAUUUGCUGUCUGGUUCGCAUGACUGCUCGAUCCGAUUAUGGCAUAUGGAUAACAAAACGUGCGUACAGGAAAUCACUGCACACCGCAAAAAGUUCGACGAAAGCAUAUUAGAUGUCGCAUUUCACCCAUCAAAACCGUAUAUCGCUAGUGCCGGUGCUGAUGCAAUAGCUAAAGUGUUCGUUUAAUGUGUAUUCUACCCUACUGUCCACAAUGGCAGAAUUAAGUAAAUAAAACAAAAAGCAAAAGAAACUCUUUAUACCUAUUAUGAUAUCAAACAAGAGGAAGCGUAAACGCGAAUAAGGCAGAGAAAAUACAAGCCAACGAAGGCGUUAUGCGAGAAGGAGACAAAGCAAAAAGAAACGGUAGUUGUUUUUAAUUAUCACGAACAUUCUAGUUACAAAAUAUAACAAAUAACAAAGUAAAGAAAGGUAAGCAGAUAGCAACUGAUUAAGAAAAAAAAAUAUGCAUGAUAAUUUUUACAAUAAACGCAAAAAACACAUAAAUACACAAAAUAACAAAACAUAGACAAACUUAAACAGUCAAGUAGUUGAAUGGUUAAAAAAAAUCCGAGCAAUUGAACGAUUUGAAGCAAAACGAUGACUUUUAAUCAAAUGGCGCGUCGCAAAACAGCCAUCACUCAACUAUUCGCAGACGAUGCCAACAAAACGAGCUAGCAAAAAUAAAACCAAAAGGUUAUUCCCAAUAAACGAAUUUUUAUACAGAUAAUUUAUAAAUAAUGCAAUAGAACACGUGGCAACAAACAAAAAAAGUCGGAAUACGAAAAAAGCAAAUCUGCACAGUUCUUGAACUUUGUCGUUAGUAUUUCAGAUCUUACAUAACCAAAAAAAACUCAGUUUACCGCUUCAACGUUCUUUGUCCCAGUAUGUCUUUUUUCCCUCUGGUCUCGGUUUGUCGAUCGUUAAUUUGUUUCUUAUUACCGGUCCAUAACCUGAUGUAUAUUCCCAACGUAAGCAGUGUGCGUUUUAUGUUGCAGCAAAACGGGACAAAAUAUUUUAGUGAACAGAGAUGUUGCAUCGUGGAAAAGCGACAACAAGAAUAGAAGGCACCCACAUACACAUUCAUGGAUUUCAACGUGAGUUUUAGAUCUUAGUGUAGAAAGUGAUAAGAAAAGAUAUAAUAUGAGAAUUAAACAUGAUAAACUAUGUGUAACAAAUGUAGGCUCUUAAACAGAGAAAGAGAUAGCGGAUAGGAUUUGAGAUAUAAAACGAUGCAAAAAACAGAACAACCAGUAGUCACCGCAAUUCAAAAUACGUUAACUUCUGCAAAAGAGGUAAGUUCUCGGUAAAGCACGACACUUUUGGCCGCAACAACAUUCAUAUAUUGCAAGCUGAUUCCUUCUGUGCUGCCGCUUGCAGAAAAUAAGGGAAAUCAAAGUAAUAAAAUGUAUUUAUUUUACUCAUAUCCGUAAUACGUUGUUAAUUAAUGAUUUGAUUUAUUAUAAAUAAAGUCUAGA